AUGCGCGGGGGCUGCGCGGCGGCGGUGGUGGUGGCCGUGGCCGUGCCCUGGCUGGCCCUGCUGGCCCUGGCCCGGCAGCCCCCCGAGAAGCCGUCGGCCACCCCCCUGCUCACCCGCCGGCCCUUCCUGGUGGCCUGGAACGUGCCCACCCAGGACUGCAAGCCCCGCUUCCAGGUGGCCCUCGACUUCAGCCUCUUUGACCUGCACGCCUCCCCCAACGAGGGCUUCGUGGGGCAGAACCUCACCAUCUUCUACAAGGAGCGCCUGGGGCUCUACCCUUACUACACCAGCCAGGGGGUGGCCGUCAACGGCGGCGUCCCCCAAAAGAGCAGCCUGUCCGAGCACCUCGCCCGCCUCCAGGAUGGCAUCGGCAAGUACAUCCCCUCGCCCACCAAGGAGGGGCUGUUUGAGUUUGAGUCGGCCGCCCAGCAGUUCAUGGUGAGCACCCUGCGCGUGGCCAAGAGCUUCCGCCCCAAGCAGGUCUGGGGGUACUACCUCUUCCCGGACUGCUACAACCACGACUACAGCAAGAACAAGGAGAGCUACACCGGGCAGUGCCCAGACGUGGAGAAGACACGCAAUGACCAGCUGGCAUGGCUCUGGAAGGAGAGUACGGCUCUCUACCCCUCCAUCUACCUCGACGUGCUCCUGGCAUCCACUCCCAACAGCCGUAAGUUUGUGCGGGCACGGGUGAUGGAGGCCAUGCGCAUCUCGCAGCAGCACCACGAUGGCUACUCCCUGCCCGUCUUCGUCUACACCCGGCCCACCUACAUCCGCAAGCUGGACGUGCUCAGCCAGCCAGACCUGAUCUCCACCAUUGGAGAGAGUGCAGCGCUAGGUGCAGCUGGGGCCAUUUUCUGGGGCGAUGCGGACUUCACCAAAAACCGGGACUCAUGCCAGAUCCUCAAGGACUACCUGGAGGAGGACUUGGGCCGCUACAUUGUGAAUGUCACGACAGCGGCGCAGCUCUGCAGCACAGCGCUGUGCCAGGGCAGGGGCCGCUGCCUGCGCCAGGACAGCACUGCCGAUGUCUUCCUCCACCUCAACUCCACCAGCUUCCAGUUGCGGCGCCGGGAUGGGGACCACCCCCAGCAGCCUCUCUUCUGGGCUGAGGGCCAGCUGUCCUCUGCUGACAUCCUCUUCCUACGGACCCACUUCCAUUGCCACUGCUACCAGGGCUGGCAGGGCAGCAGCUGUCAGGUGCCUGCCGGCCCCCGCAGUCAUGCCCCAGACCCGCUGGCACCGCUGGGACUUGGGGUGCUGUUGCUGUUUGUAAGCUGGCGCUAA
Charadrius vociferus (killdeer) is the source of this 1287-nucleotide messenger RNA. It is a transcript of the gene HYAL2, whose product is annotated as hyaluronoglucosaminidase 2. The coding region runs from base 1 to 1287 and encodes 428 amino acids. The record is from RefSeq and is a predicted model, not a curated record. Gene Ontology annotation, molecular function: hyaluronoglucuronidase activity; hyalurononglucosaminidase activity. Gene Ontology annotation, biological process: carbohydrate metabolic process; hyaluronan catabolic process. The transcript has 4 exons. Lineage: Eukaryota; Metazoa; Chordata; Aves; Charadriiformes; Charadriidae.